AUGAUUCUCUCUUAUGUCCAGACUCCUUCCAUCUGGUGGCACUGCAUGCUGUGGUUGAAGCAGAGAGCAAGUGUCGAGCCACCUUUCGUGUACGAUAGUGGCCAGCCUCAGCAAUCUCCAAUUUCAGAGGCUGAUGAAGACGAUAGCGACAAAGAGACCCCCAUCACGCCUUCAGACAGCUCGGGAAUCAUAAGGAGGGGCGCUCGCGCGCAAAGCGCAGGUGAAACUCGAGGCCCGAAGGGCUUGAAGCGGGACAGGUCUGCAGCUGGUUUGAGCGACACUCUGAGAGCAAACAACGCAGACACGAACAGUAUGCUUAGAGAUUGUGAGCAGCUGAAAGAUGCUCGUCAUCAGGAGAUGAAAGCUCUGAAAGAGAGGGAGCUCAAGCUGGAGGAGGAAAAGUUGAAGGUGGUUGAGAAGGGCGCGGAGACGGCGGCCCAUACGGGCCAAGGGUUGAUAGCAGCUUUGGGGGACUUGGCCAAGGCCGUCAUCGUGUUGGCCAAUAAGUAG
Molecule: messenger RNA, 510 nt
Organism: Klebsormidium nitens
Lineage: Eukaryota; Viridiplantae; Streptophyta; Klebsormidiophyceae; Klebsormidiales; Klebsormidiaceae
Source: the annotation of a GenBank genome assembly